AGGUAUUAUAGGACUAAACAAUAGCAUUUAAUUCCAUUCAUUUCAUCCACUCAUUUCUCUUAUCCUCAAAAAUUCAACAUCUCUAUCAGACUCUCACUCUCUAAAACAUGGAGGGAGGAAGCGAAUAUUGGUCGUCGUCGUCGUCACCAUCAUUAAACAUGAUCCCAAAAAUCAAAACGCCGCCGUAUCUUCCACCAUCAAUGCUAGAAAAACGGGUAAACUGGGACGUAUUCUUAAGUUUUAGAGGCGAAGACACGCGUCACAACUUCACAACAUUUCUACGUGACGCCCUCGAAAUCAAGGGCUUAAGACCCUUCAUGGAUGACAAAGGCAUGGAGAAAGGUGACGCAAUACAGCCUACCCUAGACGAAGCAAUAGUGGACUCCGCUCUUGCGGUGGCCAUUAUAUCUCCUAGGUACGCUGACUCACGGUGGUGUCUCGACGAGCUGUCGAGACUUUUCGAGUGUCGAAAACGGGUCAUACCCGUUUUCUACGGAGUCGACCCGUCUGAUGUUCGGAGGCAGCGAGGGGAGCUUGGUAUGGGGUUUCAGAAACUUACAACUGAUGAUGCGAAGAAGUUUAGUGAAGCUGAGAUUCAGAAGUGGAGAAGUGCUUUGGAGGAAGCCGGUAAAAUUGCUGGUUAUCCAUGCUAUUCUCAAAGUGAUGAAACUGAAGAUGUUAUACAACGUAUAGUUCUACAAGUCUGGUGUGAGUUAAAGAACACUCCAGAGUAUGUGGUGAAAUUUCCAGUUGGGUUGGAUUCUCGAGUUGAUAAAGUGAUUGAAACGUUAGAUCUUCACUCGCUGGGUGUUCGGUUUUUGGGAAUCCAUGGAACGCCAGGAAUAGGCAAAACAACAUUGGCUAAGGCUGUCUUCAAUAAACUCGUCAUAAAGUUUAAGCAUCGCUGCUAUAUUUCCAAUGUCAGAGAACAGCUAUGUACUAAAGAGGGUGUAAUGGGUGUUCAAGGCAAACUCAUUAGUGAUCUUUCCUUGAAAACAAUGUUAUCUGUGAAAGAAGACGAUGUUGUGAAUAGACAAAAAAUCAAGAUGAUAGUUAAUGAGAACCGAGUCCUAGUUGUGUUGGAUGAUGUCUCUGAAGCAGGCCAGCUUGAAAAACUUGGCAUUGUAAGAGAAUGGUUUGAAGACGGGAGCAGGAUAAUCGUUACAAGUAGAAAUCUGAACGCGCUACACGAUUUUGCUCGUAAUGAUCAUGAGCUAUAUGAAGCAGAGAAGCUUGAUCCAGGGGAAUCACUUGAACUUUUUAGCAUACAUGCUUUAGGAAGAAUGGAUCCUACACAAGAGUUACGGGAUGUUUCAGAGAGGAUUGUUUCUCUAACGGGUGGACUUCCUUUGGCGUUAGAGGUGUUUGGUUCUUCCUUGGUUAAGAAGACAAAAAAGGAGUGGGAGGAUGCUUUAAUGAAAUUAAAAACAUUUCGACCAUCUAAUCUUCAACAGGUGUUGAAAUUCAGCUAUGAUGGGCUAGAUGACCAAGAGAAAAUCGUAUUUCUUGACCUUUCGUGUUUAUUAAUUCAAAUGAACCUAAAACGAGAGGAUGUUGUAGACAUUUUAGAAGGUUGUGGCUUAAGGGCCGAGUUAGCUAUAGGUAGCCUUGUCACAAAAUCACUCCUGAAGAUAAAAAAAGACAGCUAUAAGGAGCUGUGGAUGCAUGAUCAAAUUCGGGACAUGGGAAGGCAAAUAGUCAUAGAGGAAAGCUUUCAAGAUACUGGAAAGCGUAGCAGACUGUGGGACUAUGAGGACAUAAUGCAUGUCUUGCGCCAUGAAAAUGUAACAGAUGCAGUACAAGGAAUUGCUCUGGACAUAGAAAAGCCUCCUCUAGACUCCCCUGAUGCAAAGAGUUAUUGGAACAACUUCAAAAGGAAUCCCAACAUCAGUACUUUUAUCAGGUACGUGAAAGAAAAAUUCAAGGGACUACUUUCACAGCAUGUUCCAGAUGAGGAUCUAAAACCUGCUCUUCAGACAAUUUGGUUUAAGAAGAUGGUACAUCUGAAACUGCUUCAAAUCAAUUAUGCAAACUUGCAAGGAAACUUCAAAUAUAUGUCCUCCGAGCUAAGGUGGCUGCAAUGGAAAGGAUGCCCUCAAAAGACUUUUCCUGCUACUAUGCCAGAGCAAAUUCGUGUGCUUGAUCUUUCGGAAAGCAGAAUAGAAUAUUUGUGGUACUCAGAUCAGGUGGUUGGAAACUUGGUGGUGAUAAAUCUCUAUGGUUGCCCUUGCCUUACAGCUCUUCCUGACAUGUCUGGACAUCGACAUUUGAAAAAGCUUACACUUGAGCUUUGUAUGGGACUGACUAAAAUUCAUAAGUCAAUCGGAAACAUGAGCUCUCUUGUUCACUUGAAUCUAAGAAGAUGCUCAAAUUUGGUUGAUUUUCCAAGAGAUGUGACGGGGAUGAAAGGUCUCAGGGAGCUGCUCCUAUCUGAAUGCAGAAAGUUCACAGGACUUCCCCAUGAUGUUCGUAGCAUGACAUCGUUGAUCCAACUACAUCUCGAUAAAACAGCAAUUUCUGAGCUGCCUGAAUAUUUAUUUCACCUUACGCAGCUUGAAGAGCUUAGUCUACAAAGUUGCUACCAAUUAACAAGGCUGCCUGAAGAGAUAGGGUCUCUUAUUUCUCUGAAAAAGUUAUCACUUUCUCGUACUAAUCUAAAAGAGUUACCUGUAUUGAUUGGAUCCAUGGCAAGCCUUGAGGAAUUAAGUUUGGUUUCCUGUUCCUUGCUUACAGCCCUUCCUGAAUCAGUGGGAAGGCUCAAAUCUUUGACUGCGUUGCACCUUAAUUCUACUUCAAUCCAGGAACUUCCUUCAUCCAUUUGUGCACUAUCCUGUCUGAAAGUCUUAUCACUUGAAAGCUGUCAUUCUCUUGUCAAGCUGCCUGAUUCAGUAGCAGGAUUAGCUUCUAUUGUCGAUCUCAAGCUAACUAAUACACCGAUUAAAUCACUGCCAGAUGAUAUUUGUUGCUUAAAAUUUAUUGAGAAGCUUCAGAUGACUGGUUGUAGUUUCCUUGAAAAACUACCAGAAUCAAUCGGGAAAAUGUCAAAUCUUACCAUGCUCACUGUUGCAGGCGCCAAUCUAACACAUCUGCCAGAGUCCAUAGGGGAGUUGGAGAAUCUAACAUGGUUAAACUUGAAUAAUUGUCAAAACUUAUGCAGCCUACCUGAGUCUAUCGGAUCAUUGGGGUCCUUGUGCAUAUUUAUGAUGGAGGAAACUGCUGUGACAUGUUUUCCGGAAAGCUUUGGGCUGCUUGGUGACUUAAGGGUAUUAAAAAUGAAGAAGUCUUCCAAUAAACUCGCAAGGCUUAGUGGACUUCCUGUUUCUUUCUGCAAGCUUUCCAAUUUGGAAGAAUUUGAUGCUCGGACUUGUGGAAUUUGUGGUCAGAUAGGUAAUGAUUUUAACAAGUUAUCCAAGCUGGAGAUUUUGAAUCUUGGAUACAAUGAUUUUCACAGCCUUCCUGUGACACUGGAGGGCCUUAGUGUUUUACAGAAGCUAUUGCUGCGGCACUGUACAAAGCUGAGGUCCCUUCCUCAACUUCCAUCAACUUUGGUAGAACUUAACGCGGCUGAUUGUUAUGAACUAAUGAGUAUAAGUGACCUCUCAAAUCUUGAAAGAUUACAAGAACUACAGCUUGUAAACUGCAACAAAGUUAUCGAUGUUCCAGGUCUUGAAUGCUUGAAGUCUUUGAGAAGGUUGUUUAUGGGGGGCUGUAACAAAGCAAUUAAAUCAGCUGUCCAGAGAAGACUACGCAAGGCAACUUUGAGGAAUUUGAACAAUUUGAGUGUUCCGGGAAGUGAAAUUCCCAACUGGUUUACUCAGACGACUGUCACUUUUGCAGCUCAUCCAAACCUUGGAAUAAAAAAUGUGAUUGUCGCUCUUGUAGUGUCUGUGGAUCGCGGAGUAUUAGAUGAGAUACGAGUUCAUCAGUAUCCUGGCAUCACUGAUAUUCAGGCUUGUAUUUUCAGACUCGGAGAACCCAUUUUCCGUACUACACUAUACUUAAUGGGAGUUCCACGCACGCAAGAAGAUCAGCUCUAUCUGUGCAGAUUCAAGGCAUAUAAUCCCUUAGUUUCUUUGCUUCAGGAAGGAGAUAUAAUCAGGGGAAGUUGGAGGAGAGGAACUGUCACCGGAAUUGAGAUGAAAAGGUGGGGAAUUCAUCUAGUUUUCGAAAAUGACGAUGAUUUUGAUGGUGAUGAGGACUCGUUGUCAGUAGUCGAAAGCCAUCAAUCUGUAUCCCAGAGGCUACUGAACUUUUUUCGCUCCAUGGAUCAAUGAUGACGAAAGUUAUGCGGCUGUAUCUGCAGCUGUAACUUUUAAAUCAUGGAUGGUGGUAGAAUGCAGAAUGAGUAUGUUUUCUGUAUGACGCGAGCUUGAAAGGCUAUACAUGAUUUUAUUGAAUUAUAUCAGAUAAUAUUGUGAUGAGACAUGAUUUAAAAGU
Messenger RNA from Chenopodium quinoa (quinoa), 4437 nucleotides. RefSeq names its product disease resistance protein TAO1-like. The record is from RefSeq and is a predicted model, not a curated record. NCBI's taxonomy places the organism in Eukaryota, Viridiplantae, Streptophyta, Magnoliopsida, Caryophyllales, Amaranthaceae. Gene Ontology annotation, biological process: signal transduction; defense response. The transcript has 5 exons. Bases 108 to 4274 code for a protein of 1388 amino acids. Gene Ontology annotation, molecular function: ADP binding.